UAUAAAAGCUCGUAAUCUUGGAACUCCACAAACUAACGUUCCUGAUAAUAACCCCAUCAAGACAUCCGUCGGCUGUCUCUAGUGCUACUUGCUGCAUAACUUUCUUUUUGGUUCUUGAAAAGAUACUAGUAGUAAAAAGCUGGUGUAGCUGCCGCUCGUAGCGCCAUAGUCGAGGGCCGGUCGGCGUCAAGUUGCCGUCGCGCCGACCGGGCGGUAAACGCUGCUCGCCCGAGCGUUAGUUUCUAGCCGCAGCAAGGAUGUCGUCCGAUAAGGAAUGGAUGUUUUGCCCCACGUCGGGGUAUCUCCUCAGUCUGGACUCCAAGCGUCAAGUGGCAGCAUGCCCUGUGUCUGGCUACGAGCGCAGCCUGGCAGAGCUCUCCUCCGUCAAGGUGGUGCUGCGCACCGACAUGGAGGACUACCGCCGCCGCUUCGCGCUGGAGCCGCUGGUGAAGAGCAUCGAGGAGCAGGAGCUGCUCAAGGGGCGCAAGCGAGCCACGGUGGACGAGCCCUGCCCCAAGUGCAACCACCGCCAGCUGGAGUACUACACCAUGCAGCUGCGCUCCGCAGAUGAGGGGCAGACGGUCUUCUACGAGUGCAGGAACUGCGGGCACAAGUACUCGCAAAACACGUAAUGCAGCAAGGGACAGCCCCUUCCCCUUUCGCGCCAUGGGGUACCUGCGGCGGUGGAGGCGGCGGUUAUGGUGGGCAGCGCGCGCACCCUCCGCCGUACGUCAGAUGGAAACGGAGGCGGAGGCUGCAGAGAGGGCUGCAUGGCCCGAAUGCGUUCAUUGAAGUGCGCGGAUGGAGGCAGGAGGAUUUGGGAAGGAUCGUUGGGCCGGCUAAGCACCGGCGCGCCGGCGGGAGCAGACCUGCAUGGUGUGAGGCACGUUUGGUGGCGGGGCCGCAGGGGUUCCGCAGAAAGGAGGAAAAGCGGCCUGUUGAGAGUCCAGGUUCAUGUGGACAAAGGGUGGCUGUAUUUUACGGACGCAGCUAUAGCUAGCACGAGAUGGGGCGUGUCUGGAGUAACGAACUUUGGGCUGAGGGUUUCUUUCUUAUACGUAGUUACGGCAGGGAAGCAAGUGCAAUGUAGACUCCUCUACCACAGCAUGGGCUUGCUUAGGACUGUCAAUAGCGAUGGUAGUCGGAAGGCUGUAAUGGCUCAUGCAGGCGCUAAUCCUGCCAGCAGUUGUCUUCCUAUGCCAACUUGCGGAGGUCGCAGGCGUGUUAGUCAUGAUCCCUGCCGCUAAUGCCCCUUGGGCCUGUUGUUCAAGCAAACAACAGUG
This is a messenger RNA of Astrephomene gubernaculifera, 1283 nucleotides long. The record is from the annotation of a GenBank genome assembly. Lineage: Eukaryota; Viridiplantae; Chlorophyta; Chlorophyceae; Chlamydomonadales; Astrephomenaceae.